Molecule: messenger RNA, 2450 nt
Organism: Anarrhichthys ocellatus (wolf-eel)
Lineage: Eukaryota; Metazoa; Chordata; Actinopteri; Perciformes; Anarhichadidae
Gene: snapc2
Product: small nuclear RNA activating complex, polypeptide 2
Exons: 6
Coding region: 582-2195 (537 amino acids)
Biological process (GO): snRNA transcription
Cellular component (GO): nuclear body
Molecular function (GO): RNA polymerase II general transcription initiation factor activity
Source: RefSeq, a predicted model, not a curated record
CUAGAAAAGGGGAAAUGAUGCAAGGUGUGUGUGUUGAUUACAUGCUCUGUAUUGGGAUUACUACCCAGAAAUCAGGGAGCCUAUAUAGCGUUUACAGUGUUAAAUGCUAUAGGUUGAUGAGUUUAAGGAGGGAUAUUGAAUUUGCAUUUAAGUUAUGCAUUGACAAAGACCUAAAUUGAUGUAUUAUUUUAUACGUUGUUUGAAAACACUUCACAAGCCAUUAACAAGACUAAAAGGGGGAAUUUAAAGUAUAUAUUUGGACACCUGAUUUAGUUUUUUGUACACAUCCUUUUUUUCUUUUCUUUUUUAAUCGAAUCUGUAGAUAACGCUUUUACUCUGAAAAUAUCGCAUCGGAAGACGUAUUGUUUACGUUGGAUCCGAACGCAGGCAGGCGGGUUGAUGCCGUGGUGGUCUCAGUCUGCGAGAAGACACGUUUUAUAUUCAGUUUGACGUUCAAAUAGAAGUUUGUAUCUCGUGAGAGACGGACACAACUCUCCGAGCUGCACGAGACGAACUACGAUUUUGCCUCGUGACUCUUUCAGCCUGGUGUUGUCGGGUUUGGACCUGCCACGUGAGUCGAGAUGAAGCCGCCUGCUCGUAAACGAACUAAACCAAAUCGCAACCUGCAUCUCGAACCGGUGCGGUCUCCGCCCAAAGUGACCCGUCGUUGGCCGCGACUCGAGCAGAGGAACCUCCUGAAAGCCCUGAAGAUAUCCCGCAGCUUCACUCGAGGGAACGCAGACAUCGACUACGAUUACCUGAGGAAAUUCGUGCCCGCUCGGUCCAUUUCAGAGAUCCAGUCUGUGGUGGAAUAUUUGAAGAACAGAGUGAUCUCACUGGCGAGCAACAAGCUGAAGAAGAAGAUAUUGGAGGAGAAGAAGGUCAGAAAGCCCAUCGAGCAGUGGACACGCAUGGCCUCCGCUGUGGCUGGAACACGAGAGGAACCCAUUUCCGCUGCUUUCUCCCAGAUGCUGAUAGUGUCGUCCACAGAGCCUUGCACCCUAAGGAACUGUGACCCCCCUCAGGUCCACAGACCACCCACAGACCGGCCUGUUGGUCGCACUGUCCCUCUGAGGCCAAUGCCUCGGUUGCCAAUCAAAGUUGAGCAUCCUGGCACCAACACAGCCCGUCCUAUCCUGGUACACAAGACUCCAGGACCAGCCAUGGGCCCAGCCAGAAGACUCACAGCACCAUCCCAAGUGGAUAGAGUGCUAAACGGCAUUGUCCCUUCACCCCAGCAACAGCUUCCUACCGCAGCUGAAACCUCACCUGCUAGCACCCCCACCUCUCAGUCUGCUGCCACCUCCUGCCAACCGGGUGCAGCAGCAAAAAUACUCGCCGUGCCCGCUUCAUCUCCGCAACCCACCUCACAGACUGCGACCCCAGUUACAGGACAAGUCUCACCUGGUUGUGGCUCUGUAGCAGUGGUAAAGACUCAGAGCGUUGGCAGCUCUCUAAUCCAAACUACCCAGCAGCCCUCAGAGCAGAGCCCCACCACCAUGUCCACCAGCUCUACAUCGAAGUCCACUUCAUCUGGUCCUCAUGCGCCCUUCUCCUCUGCCACCGAUCAAACUCCGGUCCCCAGCACCGCGCCAUCCUCCGACGCCUCUUCCGCCCCCCCCAAGCCCCCGCUCUCCACCCCCGCCGCGGCAUUCCACACCAAGUUUGGUCGCACCAACAAGUACGCCACAGAUGACAGUCCCAGGAUAUUCGGCGUCAAGAGCGUAGUGGAUUUUGAGAGGAUCUAUCGCUACCUGAGCAGCGUCCACCAGCCGAAUGAUGACUGUCAUCUCACCCCCAUGGAGAGUGCCAUAAUGUUGGACCUGCUGAUGUCCCUCCCAGAGGAGCUCCCCCUGCUGAACUGCAACAAACUGCACGAACAUCUGAUCCAGGUGUACCAAUUUCUCUCAUCCACCGCUAACUCCAAGAUGGCGGGAGAAAAGUUUAAAGAGCUGAAGGAUGGACUCUGUGCUCGAGACGGCAAAAGAACAAACCGUCAGCCGAGAGCUGCUCGGACUGCUGAUGGUAGUGACGUCACAGCCUGCGGAGUGAACAAACUGCAGCCUAAUGAAGCUGAGAGCCAAUCGUCAGGGAGCACUAACGCAUCGGGCCAAUCGGGGGACUCGGAUGAGAUGGGACUCUGCCCCGCCCUCAACCCUUUUAUGCUGCCACUGAAACUGUUGAUGCGUAAAUAGGCCAAAAUAUAUCAAAACAAAUGUGCAGUAUGCUUUAGUUGUGUCUCCAUUCUAUGAUUGUACAUUAUAUUUAUGGGUUGUUUAGUCAUCAUUUGUCUCUCAGGUUACUGGGCUGAAUAUCGAACCAGAGAAUCUGGAAUAUUGAAACUUGGCAACGAAUGUCUGGUUCAUCGUCUCGUUUACUUACUCGUUCAAAGUAAAGUUCCUGUUAAGCUACUUUUAUUAAGACAACAUUAAACACUGAUGCAUUGAAAA